Molecule: messenger RNA, 1852 nt
Organism: Stylophora pistillata
Lineage: Eukaryota; Metazoa; Cnidaria; Anthozoa; Scleractinia; Pocilloporidae
Product: gluconokinase
Cellular component (GO): cytoplasm
Molecular function (GO): gluconokinase activity
Source: RefSeq, a predicted model, not a curated record
AUCUUGCCAUUAUUUGUUUUAAAUUUCACUCAUUUAAUGUUGUAGAUGGAAGAGUGUCCCACAUAAGACGCAAGAGUGUCCCAUAUUUUGAUAUCGCGGAUUUGUAGGUCUGUGAAGUUAAAUACUGCUAUUUUUACCAUCCAAUUGGAGUUAAGCCGGAUUCUUUUGGUUUCUUUAUGGACCUAUUAAUGUCGUGUAUGCGGUACGCAUCACGGUCUGUGUGGAGAUUGAAUUGAUGAGGUACAGCAUGUUUUUGGGUUACCGUUGACAAGUUCCUUUGCAGGUUUGACUCAGCAUACAUAUCAGCCUGCGAUUUAGAUACAGACUUCUCUCGUCAUUAUGGUUGUUGUAUUGAUAACAGGAGUGUGUGGAAGUGGAAAGACAGACAACCAUGGCUUCUUGCUUUGCACAAAGUUAUUGAAAGAUGGAGCAAACGUUCUGAAUCUGGAGUGCUUGCUUGUUCAGCUCUCAAAGAACAAUACAGACAAACAAUCCUUUUUGGAGCAGAAGCCAGUUCUGACAACCCACCUUAUUGCUCCAAUGGGGACAAGCGGCAAAAACUAUCAAAGCCAUCACCUUUUUAUUGUCUAGUUGUACUACUUCAAGGGUCCAAGGAUGUGGUAAGAGAGAGAAUGGAAAAAAGGCAAGAACACUUUAUGCCAUUAAGUUUACUUGACUCUCAGUUUGAAACACUGGAGGAACCUGUCACUUGUGAUGAGUACUCUGCUCUUCACGUCUCAGUUGAUCAAACCGUGGAAGAAAUAAUUAAUGAUAUUUUAAGAACUUUGAAGGCUAAAUGUGGUGUAAAAGUAUCAAUACACAGUACUGUAUAAGUCAAAAUUAGAAAAUUUUUAUUAAUUUUUGUAACAAAAUAAAUUUUGUAAAAUGUAUUGAAGUAGUUAGAUUUCAGAAAGAGAUGAGCUUUAAAUUUUAAUUUUUAACUCAACAAUUUAAAAAAUAUUUUGGACAUAUCCCAUUAAUACCUUUAUUCCAAAAUCAACAAAUUUUAUUAUUGUUUUAUAUUUAUGCUUAUUAGCCAUCUUUGCCAUGAUAAGGAUCUUUUGAAUUUGAAACAAGGCAUUCACCGUUAUGUGACAAGAACAUGAAAGGAUAGAUGUAUCUGUCAUCAUCUUGAGAUAAGGUGUACUUACAACACUGUUCCCCAGAGAAGAAUCACAGGGUGCAUGAUGGCUCCAGUCUCCCAAAUCUUGGUUUGCAAGUGCUUUACAGCUUUCAUAAAUGCAAAUUUAUACAAGUUUCCCAGAUGCAAAAGAUAGUUGUCUGUCACAAUGGGGGUCUGCCAGAGUGCAGUCUUUGUUCCAUGUUUAUUUUUUAAAUUUAGAAUCAGGCAAUUUUUCCCAAAAAAUUAUAUACAUAUUACAUAAAUCCAAUUGAUUGCAGUAAUGUUGUCAUAGAAAAAAGCAAAAAGAAAAAAGUGAAAUAGGAACUAGCUACAUUAAUUGGCAUAGAGUUUUGCUGUGACAAUGUGCCUGGGAGCUGGACAGUUCUCAUAGAAUUUCUACUAAAAAAUUUGUGGUCAAACUUCUUGAGGGUAUGAGAUAUUUGUUGACUAUAAUGGCAAGCGAUCCUAAUAAUUAUGUAAAUUUUGUAGUUGACAAAAUAUCUGAACUUGGGCUUACCAUCAAAUCACUGUCAUAGUGACACUUCAAAUGUUUUAUUUUCUUUGUGUACACAAGCAUGAAAAAUUAAUCCACUUAAGGUGGCUGAACACAGUUUUUGUGCGCGCUUUUGGUGAUGCAAUUCAGUAUGCGCACAGGGAUUGCAAAAAACAAACAUGCCGUCAGUAGCGCAGUCAUUUUAUUUACUCAACAUGUACCUGCACUAUCUGUGC